Messenger RNA from Manihot esculenta (cassava), 1971 nucleotides. Its product is annotated as non-functional pseudokinase ZED1. The record is from RefSeq and is a predicted model, not a curated record. Gene Ontology annotation, molecular function: ATP binding; protein serine/threonine kinase activity. Bases 727 to 1785 code for a protein of 352 amino acids. NCBI's taxonomy places the organism in Eukaryota, Viridiplantae, Streptophyta, Magnoliopsida, Malpighiales, Euphorbiaceae. The transcript has 2 exons. Gene Ontology annotation, biological process: cell surface receptor signaling pathway; protein phosphorylation. Gene Ontology annotation, cellular component: plasma membrane.
GGCCUAUCCCAUGGAUAGAGCCAUCAGAGUAGGUUAUGGUUCCAGCUCUACUCUUCUAGUGAAACUUCAGCACACGGCCAGAUUAUCACCUGCUUCUUCUUGUUCUAGCAAUAUAAAUGGUAGCCCAAACUCUUGUGGAUGUUUGUUACACACACGUCUAAAUGCUCUCUCAAGUCGACGAAUUGGGCUCGAAAUUUCUUUGAGAUGGCCUCAUUUCUCCUGUGAGAAUUUUCUAGAGCAAGGGCAUGGCCAGAAAACGGGCAACUUAUUUCCAGGAGAAUUUUCAAACGCUUUAAUUAAUAGAAUAGUUCUUGAUUUGAAAAAAACUCAUUCGUCUAUUCAUUUAUGGUUUUUGUAGUUCCAGGACAGGAAAGUAUUCACGACAAGCUGAAAAUUGGCCUUUCUAGUCUCCGUUUGGGAUUAAAAUUUCAUCAGCUGAUUUUUUAUUUCGCUAUCCACUGGUACAUGAUUUUUUUCGCCCUUUGCUGAACAACACAGUAUUCAAUUCCAUUCAAUUAUGGCAGAAUCCAAUCCUUUGCUUCUUUGUGUUAAGUGUUCCUCAGUGCCACAACAACUUUGACCCAAGUCAAGUUUUCUGUGAAACUUAUUUAUCGUUUCUUGAUUUUUGGUUCUGAAACUGUUUUUGUUCAUCCUUGUGGAGCAAGGGAUUCUUGGGCUGAAGGUCACCUUGGUGUUUGGUUUGGCCAUCCACAGUAAACCAACAAGAUGAUUGCCUGCUUCAGACCCAAGAAUAAGGACAAGAAAGCGGUGGAGGAGACAUGCUUAAUGAUAAAUGGGCGAACGUUAUUGGAGACCUCAAUCGCGUUUAAUAAUGGCAGAGGUAGUAAUCCAACUCGUUGCUUCUCUGUCAAAGAGCUGAACAGUGCCACAGAUAACUUCCAUCCAAGUAAAAUCUUCUGGGACGAUGGCCCCUAUAAAUUGUACAGUGGUGUUCUGCAGGACCGCCCAAUUAUAUUGAAAAAGUUUGAAGAACAAAGAGCGAGAGAGUAUUCUAUUAGAGAAAUUGUCUUCGCAUCAGAAUUCAGCUCUCAUAAAAAUGUUCUCAAACUGUUGGGAUGCUGCUUGGAGACUGAGAUUCCCUUUCUAGUUUUUGAGUCUGAAAAGAAUGGAACUCUUCAUGAUCAUAUAUACGAUCCUUAUGCAUCCAAUUUUCGACCCUUGACAUGGAAAACUAGGCUGAAGAUUGCACUUGGUGUAGCUAAUGCCAUUGCAUUUCUUCAUACUGCAUUUCCAAAGCCUAUUAUUCAUAAAGAUAUCAAACCAUCUAAUAUCUUACUAGACGAAGACUAUGUUCCCAAGUUAGUAGAUUUUACUUUAUCUGAAUCUAUCCCUGAAGGGCAUUUCUAUGUGGAGCAUGCACUGCGUAGAGAGAAUGUUCCCGCAGGCGUACUGGGAUUUCUGGCUCCUGAAUAUUUCAUGAAACGUUUAAUCAAUGAGAAGGUGGAUAUUUAUGGUUUUGGUGUAGUUCUCCUAUCACUUUUGACGGGCAAAAGGCCACAAAAUCCUUUUCCUUCUGCAUCUCCGGGGAACUGUUCUUUGGUCCAAAUUGUGAAGAAAUAUGUGGAUAACCAAAUGUUUAAUGAGACUUUAGUAGACCCUGCAGUGUUAGAAGAGGAACCAUGGCCUGGGAAAGAGCUGCAACUGCAGAAUUUUGCAUUGCUUGCCCUUCAGUGUGCCUGUGAUCUUGAAGACAAUAGACCAGAAAUCAUUGAUGUGGCAAAACAACUCAGGCAGAUGUAUCAGUCUGUGAUCUCCAAUUGUUGAGAUAAAUUCUGUUUUCUGUAUUAUUUCAUGGAUUUAGCAUUUUUUAUGUCACCCUGUGCUAUCUUUCAAAACUAUGGAACUUACUGGUGCUUUCAGGGCACUUGUUAUUAAACAGUUAAAUUCCUCUAAUUGCUCUCAUUAUUUUAUAAAGUUUUAUUUACAUGAUGAAAACUUAUCAUAACACAA